AGCAAUGGGAGCCUUUGGAGUGAUGAUAGGGAUUUUACAGUACGUGGGACUUUACAUUCAACUUAACGCGGCUCUCAACGUCGCACACGGCGAGGUGGAUAAUCACGUCUCUGGAAAUGCUCUCUUUACAGAGGUGCCACAUGACAUCACAACGCAGAGUGGUGAGGAUGUAGAGAUGGCUUGUUCCUUCCGUGGGGCAGGCUCUCCCUCCUACUCGCUGGAGAUCCAGUGGUGGUACAUCAAGGACCACAGAGACUGGCAAAAGAAGCCUGCCCAGAUCAGUAAAAAUGUUGUACCCCUGGAGGAAACGUCCAAAGAUGCCACCAAAAUAAGUGUGGUAAAAGUGGCUGGCAGCAACAUCUCCCACAAGCUCCGUCUCUCCAGUGUCAAGCCGUCAGACGAGGGCACGUAUGAGUGUCGUGUCAUUGACUUCAGCGGCACCGUGGCGCAGCACCACCGUGUUUGCGCAUACCUACAGGUGAAGCCUGAGAGAAAUCAGGGGUCAGAUGACAUCAAGGUGUCAGGGUACCGGUCACAGGGGAAACACCCCCACCCCCACCACCAGACAGAGGGCAGGGACCAGAAGAGGAGAUCCACUGGCAGCACCACUGACUGCAAUGAGAGCUGUGUGCUUUAGAGAGGGCAGCCUGCCUGUCUGCAUGUUUAUGACUUAUGUCUACAGAGGGACAGCAACAUCACCAGAAUUUAGGUAUCAGACGUAACUGGACCCUUUGUGAUUCACAUUUGUUUGUCUUUUAAUCUUUAAUAUUGCUGUUUGGAUGCCAAUGCUGUUGAAUGCCAAUAAAGGGCACACUUUUAUUGACAGUA
Molecule: messenger RNA, 828 nt
Organism: Micropterus dolomieu (smallmouth bass)
Lineage: Eukaryota; Metazoa; Chordata; Actinopteri; Centrarchiformes; Centrarchidae
Gene: vstm2lb
Product: V-set and transmembrane domain containing 2 like
Exons: 4
Coding region: 5-637 (210 amino acids)
Source: RefSeq, a predicted model, not a curated record